Messenger RNA from Ixodes scapularis (black-legged tick), 1255 nucleotides. RefSeq names its product protein regulator of cytokinesis 1-like. Gene Ontology annotation, molecular function: microtubule binding. Gene Ontology annotation, cellular component: cytoplasm; mitotic spindle midzone; spindle. Gene Ontology annotation, biological process: mitotic spindle midzone assembly; microtubule cytoskeleton organization. The transcript has 8 exons. The coding region runs from base 1 to 1206 and encodes 401 amino acids. Lineage: Eukaryota; Metazoa; Arthropoda; Arachnida; Ixodida; Ixodidae. The record is from RefSeq and is a predicted model, not a curated record.
AUGCAUGGCUUAGUCGCUUUUCACAAGAGUCUUUUGUCCGACGACGUGGAAAGAACUGUGCACGCACUGGGCGUCCUCUGGAAGGAGAUCGGCGUCCCGGACGACGAAGUCCUCCGUCGCCACCACAAGCUUAGGGACUGCAUAGUGCAGGCGCUUGGAGACAUCCUCGCAGGGGAGGUGGAGAUACGAGACCGGUUGCUGAAGAGCAUCUCGGACACUGAAGCCCAUGUCGCCGUGCUGACACGCGAGCUUCAGGUCCAUGCAGAAAAGCCAGAUGAGGAGCUGCCCCUCCUGGACACGGAACAAUUCCUGGGCGCCCAGGUGCGCGAGCUGACUGCCCUGCAGGUGUCCAGGCGGAGGAAGCUGAAGGACCUGUUGGGGCAGGAGCGUCGCCUCUGCACCCAUUUGGCAGUGCCCCCGUACCGGCUGGACGUCGAGAUGCCCACUGAGAGAGAGCUGCACGAGCUGGGGCUACACGUGCAGAUGCUGAAGGACGUGGAGGGGCGGCGGGCAACCCAAUUGCACAGCAUGCGUUCCGAGGUGCUGGCAUUGUUGGAGGAACUCUCCGAAACUCCGCAAAGUUCCUUCCAGUGUGAGCUCAUUGACAGCACACCAGCCACCUUCAGGCUCUCAGCAAGCAACCUGUCUGCUGUGGAUGACUACUUGCGAGUCCUGAAGUCCCUGCAUGCCGCACGGGUUGCCGAGUACGUGCAGCUGUACGCGAGACUCUGCCAGCUCUGGAUGUGGCUGGCUGUGCCACAGGAGCGGCAGAGGGCUUUCACCUCAAAGCACUCUGGCCUGGGUGAAGACACCAUCGAAGCGCUAAAGAGCGAGCUGGCCAGCUAUGAAGCUUUAAAGCGGGAGCUCAUUCAGGCGCGCCAGCGCGUCAUCAAUGUACGCGACGUGCCGCUUUCCGGAGAGCAAGCCUUGUCUGCAAAGGACGUGGGAGACCGGAGACUUCACGGAGGAGUGCCUGCGGAUCUUCGAGGUGGAGCUUGGUGUGGUCAAGAGGUUCCACGACCAGAAUGCGGCCACCUUGGGGAAGGUAGAGCGCCGCAACGUCCUCAAGGGUCGCCUCCUGGAGUUGGAGGGCAGGAUGAGGGACCCGGGCCGCUACAACAACCACGGGGGACGGCUUCUUCUUCAGGAAUGGGAGCGCAAGUUCCUGGAGAAGCUACCCCGGGUGCCGCGUCGCAACAUGUCUAGACCCACCAGGAGUGCCAGGAGGGCUCCUUUCCCCGCAGCCCACACGUCC